GUUCCCUCUGACAUGUGCUUUAGCUGCAGUGGAAAGGAAAUGUGUCAUCUGUGGUUUGGUUUUAAAAGUGGAAAGCUAGCUGUACAUAUCCUUUUUACGGCAGAUUUACUUUUAUGUUCAUAGUCUCCAAGUCUAUUUUGCUUUAAAUUACUCAGAAGCUGUGCUUCAAGACAAGAAAAGAAGUGGCUUAUUAAAAUCAGGUUAUAAUCAGAUUUUCACCAAGCAUUUUGUAAGAUUACCAUUAUACCCACGGACAUGGAACACAUUGGAUAUUACCUACAUCUUGCCUUUCUGAUGACAAUAGUUUUCUCUUUGUCUUCUGGAACAAAAGCAAACUAUACCCUUCUGUGGGCUAACAAUACUACUGUCUGGGAUUCAGAUAUUCACAGAAACAAAAAUGAAAACAUUAAUAUAAACCCUGCAACUCCUGAAGUAGAUAAAAAAGAUAACUCUACAAGCAUGCCUGAAAUAGCAACAUCAGCUCACAUUGUACCCUUAACUCCUAAAUCUCAACCGGAGCUUUAUAUACCUUCUGUUGUCAGGAACAGUUCUCCAACAGUACAGAGCAUUGAAAACACAAGCAAGAGUCACAGUGAAAUUUUCAAAAAAGAUGUCUGUGAGGAAAACUACAACAAAAUCGCUAUGCUAGUUUGUGUAAUUAUAAUUGCAGUGCUUUUUCUUAUCUGUACCCUUCUAUUUCUAUCAACUGUGGUUCUGGCAAACAAAGUCUCAUCUCUCAGACGAUCAAAACAAGCAGGCAAACGUCAGCCUAGAAGCAACGGCGAUUUUCUGGCAAGCAGUGGUCUAUGGCCUGCUGACUCAGAUACUUGGAAAAGAGCAAAACAGCUCACAGGGCCCAACCUAAUGAUGCAAUCUACUGGAGCACUCACAGCUACAAUGGAAAGAAAAGAUGAAGAAAGAACUGAAAAACUCACUAACUGAUGCUUUAGUGAAGAAAAAUGCAAAGUGGCUAUGAGAAAGUUUAGAGUAAAAAUGAAGUCAGUUUGAUAUUUAAUGCCAACAGGUUGGUCUGAUGGUCUGAAAUCUGAUGGGCAGGCCUUGCGAUUUAAAAUGAAGCAGGUGAGAAGGGGAGAAGCAUGCCUGCUUACUUAAUGACUGAAACUGUGCACUUUUGUUCUGACACUGAAUAUCUUAAAGAGCAAAUAAUAAAACAACAAAGCAUCUGGGGAAGGUUUUGAAGAUGACUUGAAGGAACUGACUAAUAGAAAGGGUCAAUUAAAUAAAUAUUUCCUGUUCCAUAAUAGUAGUUAGAUGAUCUUUGUUUGAAUGUAAUUAAAUUUUGAAAAGUUUUAGCAUGUCCUUAGAGGCAAGUAUAUGCUUCAACACCUAACAGAAGUAAAAAUUCUAAUGCAUAGAGAUGAACUGUAUAGUUUAAUGGUACCUUCUUUGCUGAAUGUGACAGAAUCCAUACCAGCUCAUGUAUCAACACAGCUAAUUUUAAGCAGGAUGUUUUCAUCUUUACAUAUGGCACAUAUAAAAAGGUGCUUUUCUAUUAUAAAUAUUUAAUUAAAACUUUUAAUUUUGUAUAAUAAAUUAAAACUCAUAGAAUAAAACUGACUACGUAUAUUUGCA
This is a messenger RNA of Equus caballus (horse), 1593 nucleotides long. It is a transcript of the gene EVI2A, whose product is annotated as ecotropic viral integration site 2A. Gene Ontology annotation, cellular component: membrane. Lineage: Eukaryota; Metazoa; Chordata; Mammalia; Perissodactyla; Equidae. The record is from RefSeq and is a predicted model, not a curated record.